AUGCACGCAGUAUCUACGCUUGUGUCCUUCGCGGGUGCGGUUUUUGGAUCGCACCUGGUCGACGCGUCGACUGUUCCGAACGGCUGCACCGCGCUGAGUGCCCGUCUCAGUGAUGUCGUCUUCUUCCAAAACAGCUCGGUCUACCAGUAUGAAGCGCAGGAAUUCUGGUCCAACACCGAGAAGAUGUCGCCCAGCUGCGUGUUUCGCCCACAAUCGAGUCAGCAGUUGGCCAAGGGGCUGGAGUCGCUGGUCGAUGCGGAGGCCAAAUUUGCCGUGCGAGGAGGCGGCCAUAUGGGUAUUCGCGGCUCCAACAAUAUUGACAACGGAGUACUUAUUGUCAUGUCGAACUUGACGACGAUGAAGUUGUCCCCGGAUCACUCGGUUCUCUCGCUCGGUCCUGCUUAUCGAUGGGAGGACGUCUACUCCUAUCUCCAGAAGGAUGAUUUGUCUGUGGCUGGCGGACGUCUGGGCCCUGUCGGAGUGCCCGGUUUGCUCCUUGCCGGCGGUGUCAACUUCUACGGCAACCAGGUGGGCUGGGGAUGUGACACGGUGAUCAACUACGAGGUUGUUCUGGCAAACGGUUCCAUCGUACAGGCCAACAAGGCCUCCUACCCGGAUCUGUUCUGGGCGUUGAAGGGCGGGAGCAGCAACUUUGGCAUUGUCACGCGGUUCGAUAUCGAGACUUUCAAGUCGCCUCGCGUGUGGGCUGGUUCGCAUACCGUGGCGGCCAAGUAUGUAGAUCGGUUCUUGGAGGCUGCUGCUAAAUACGCCUCCGACAUCUACGACCCCAAGACGCACAUCGUGCCCGCCCUAGUCCCUGGCGACGAGCUCCUGGCAUCUGUCAUUCUCUUCUACGACAGCCCGAACACAAGCUACCCCGAGAUCUUCAAGCCGUUCACCGACAUCCCGGCCAUCAGCAGCACGCUUGGUUUCAAGACCGUGUCAGAGUUUGCGGCGGAAACCGGUGCGAUGGUGGUCCCCAACAUCAACGAUGUCUUUGUGGCCGGUACCGUGGUAGGAACGACGUACGAUGAACUCCUCCAAGGCAUCAAGAUCAUCAACACGACCUUCUUCAACGAGCUGCCGAAGCUGUACGCGCAGAUCCCCGCCGCCAACAUCUCCACCAUCCAGCUGGACUGGCAGCCCAUCGGUGCCGACUGGAUGGCCGCCUCGGCCGCCAAGGGCGGUAACGCUUUGGGCCUGGAUCCUUCCAAGGUCUACCUCUGCUACGCCGAGGUGGUGGAAUGGAUCGGCUCUGUGUACGAUGAUAUUGUCGCGAAGUGGGUGGAGGACACCACGUACAAGAUCAACAAUGCCACACAGGCGGCGGGCCUGUACGAUCCCUUCAACUAUAUGGGCGACUCGGCCGGGUUCCAGUCUAUCUUCCCGGGCUACGGAGAGACUAAUCAUCGCAAGUUGCAAAAGAUUGCGCGCAAGUAUGACCCCUCGGGUGUCUUUCAAACUCUGAUGCCGGGUGGAUUCAAGGUGUUCUAA
Messenger RNA from Aspergillus terreus NIH2624, 1494 nucleotides. RefSeq names its product FAD-binding oxidoreductase. The record is from RefSeq and is a predicted model, not a curated record. The transcript is spliced from 5 exons. Gene Ontology annotation, molecular function: FAD binding. Bases 1 to 1494 code for a protein of 497 amino acids. Lineage: Eukaryota; Fungi; Ascomycota; Eurotiomycetes; Eurotiales; Aspergillaceae.